Messenger RNA from Octodon degus (degu), 3796 nucleotides. RefSeq names its product SHC adaptor protein 4 (gene Shc4). The record is from RefSeq and is a predicted model, not a curated record. Gene Ontology annotation, cellular component: plasma membrane. The transcript is spliced from 12 exons. Lineage: Eukaryota; Metazoa; Chordata; Mammalia; Rodentia; Octodontidae. Gene Ontology annotation, biological process: cell surface receptor protein tyrosine kinase signaling pathway; intracellular signal transduction. The coding region runs from base 215 to 2065 and encodes 616 amino acids. Gene Ontology annotation, molecular function: receptor tyrosine kinase binding.
CGCUGGGGGUGCACCUAGGGCUAAAGGGCGGCGGGCCACCCCGCCACGGGGGACCCCGCAGCCUCAGGCCUGAAAGUUCCUGGUGGGCGCGGCUGAGCCUUCGCCCGGUGUACUGUUGGGCUGGGUCGGCGAACCCCGGGCGGGCUGUGCGUGGCGCCCCGGGCUGGGAAGGCCGAGGCCGCGGAGGGAGGACCUUGUUCCAGCCGGCGAGGCCAUGCGAGGACGCGGCCAGGACAGCCUGGCAGGGCUAGUGCUGUGCGCAGGGCUCUCGGGCCACCCCGGGAUGCUGCACCGCGCCAAGUACAGCCGCUUCCGCAACGAGCCAGCGCAGGCCGCCGAGGAGGGCCCGGCCGCAAGCAAGGGCGCCCCGCAGCCUCCGGGCCCCGCCCCGGAGCCCCCCGAGGACGCUGCCGCGCCCGCCCCGGACAGCCCCACCCCGCUGUGCACCCUGAUCCCGCGCCUGGCCAGCGUGAAGCUGGCCAACCCAACCGCUCUGCUCAGCCUGAAAAACUUUUGCCUGGGAACCAAAGAGGUGCCCCGGCUGACGCUGCAGGAGAGCCAGGACGCAGCAGCGCCCAGCAGCCCGGCCUCGCCCGGGACCAGAACCGGCGGCGCCCAGGACCCCGCUCCCGCCUUGCAGCCCCCAGAGUCCUGCCCGCUGCCCGGACCCGCGGCGCCGACCCCUGGGCGCAGGCGGGAGCGGCCGUGCCCGCAGGAGCACCUGUUGGGAACCGGCCUGAGCUACCGCGCGCGGUACAUGGGCUGCAUCGAAGUGCUCCAAUCAAUGAGGUCUCUGGAUUUUGGAAUGAGAACUCAAGUUACAAGGGAAGCAAUCAGCCGCCUGUGUGACGCUGUGCCCGGGGCCAGUGGAGCCGCUAGAAAGCGAAAGGCUCCUGUUAAGUUCCUCUCAUCAGUUCUUGGUAAAAAUAACCUUCAGUUUUCUGGAAUGAAUAUAAAGCUGACCAUCUCCACGUGCAGCCUCACACUGAUGAACCUAGACGACCAGCAGAUUAUUGCAAAUCAUCACAUGCAAUCUAUUUCAUUUGCUUCUGGAGGGGAUCCUGACACUACAGACUAUGUCGCCUACGUAGCGAAAGAUCCAGUUAAUCAACGAGCAUGCCACAUAUUGGAAUGCCGCAGCGGAACAGCCCAGGAUGUCAUAAGCACCAUUGGGCAGGCUUUUGAACUCCGAUUCAAACAGUACUUGAAAAAUCCUUCUUUGAAUGUUUCUUGUGAAAGCAAGGAGGUACAGAUGGACAGCCACACCCAGGAGGGAGAACAUCAUGAAUAUUACAAUGAGAUCCCAGGCAAGCAGCCACCGGCCGGCGGCAUGUCUGAUGCUCGGAUCAGAGCGCAGACCCCAGAGCAGAUGGCGGCGUACUGCCCCAUUCGCUGUGAGAAGCUGUGCUACUUACCCGGGAGCACCAAGUGCAGCAGUGUGUAUGAGAACUGUCUGGAGCAGAGCGGGGCAACAGGUGACGCCCUUGAGAGAGGGGCCCAGGCCCCGCGAGAUGCCGCUCCCAUGAAACCCUCCUGUGGCUUGGAUCUCUUUGAUGACCCCUGCUACAUCAACACGCAGGCGCUUCAGAGCGUGCUGGGCUCCGCUGGAAACCGAGGCUCACCCCAGCUCCUGGAGAGUCCAUGGCACCGGGGAAAGGCCCCGGAGACUGUCCAGCCAGGCGCCGCAGCCCCACCCGCCAGCUCUCAUUCUGUGCCGCACGUGAGGCAGCAGCUGUGGAGUGAGGGCUGCUACCACGGCCAGCUGAGCAGGAAGGCAGCCGAGCGCCUGCUGGUGAAGGACGGGGACUUUCUGGUUCGAGAAAGUGCAACAUCCCCUGGCCAGUAUGUACUGAGUGGACUCCAGGGCGGCCAGGCAAAACACCUUCUCCUGGUGGACCCCGAAGGCAAGGUGAGGACCAAGGAUCAUGUGUUUGACAGUGUCGGCCACCUCAUCAAAUACCACAUGGAUAACAGUUUGCCAAUCAUCUCUUCUGGAAGCGAGGUAACCCUUAAACAACCAGUGAGAAAAGAUAAUAAUCCUGGACUUUUGCACUCCAAGAAGUGACGGCGUUGGAGCCCCUUCCCAGUGCUAUUUCGAGGAGCUCUGUUUUAUCUGAGGGCAUAAAGAUAACUCCGGCUUCGUUCCUAGAUUCCGCAGAGCACGAAUUGUGAAGUGCAACUUUCAAAGACUCUAAUAACUAGAUCUUUUAUAAAGCAAAGAACUAACAAAAUGUCUUCAGAAAAUGCAAAUCAGAAAAAAAAAAGGAGGAGGGUUGAUCCAUUUGAAAAGAAACUACAUAUGCACGGAUGUCACUUUCUAAAGUCACACUGUAUUAAUAACAAGCUAAAAAGCACAAUUAAAAUUUCACAUGCUAAAGACAACCUGAACUGCUGGGGCAGUUGUACGUGCCUUUCACCUUGAUAACUUGGGGCAUUUUCCUAGGGGGGAGGUUAGCUCCAAGUGUCUUCACGUUCUAUAACUACAGAACCAUUUGCCAAAAAUGGAGUUCUUCCUUACUAAGAAAUCAAGCAGUUUACUUAUUAUACUUUCUGUUUAGUAGCAUUUUUGACUGCAAUGUUAAAAAUAAACAUGCCGCUGAAUUCAGACUGUCUCUGUGCCGGUGGAGGUGAAGCCACUGAAAGGAUAGGCUGCUUCAUGGCUCUGUCCACUUUUUGGUUAAAGGGCUGGAGCCCAUGCUCUUUGGCCUGAUGUCUCCGUCUCUGCUAUGUGGGCUGCUUGUACAGUCAGUGACAUCUGGAAGCGACCAGCUCUGCCAGCCAUUUCUGUGUUCAUCCUUUUCUCCCAGGCCCUUGCCACAAGGCCCCUGAGAACCUAGGUUUAUAGAAAAAUUCCAGACAAAAUCAGUGUUCUUACUCAGUAUCCAAACUGGAACUGUCCUAAUUGGAAGCACAAAAUAUAGUGGAAAGUGUGGGGAAUGUCUCUUUGGAUUGGCUGCCUCCAAAUCACAGUCUCAAUGUCUCCAUGUGACCUAGGACCUUUCCUAGCCAUGAUCAGACAAACUGCUGCAGAAGAGAGGGAACACACUGGAUGGGAGGGUGCUGGCGGGGUCUGCUGCAGGUGGGCCAGUGUGCAGACGAUAAGCACAGCAGGCACUGUGUGGGGAGAAGCGCUGUGCCGGGGCACAUCUCUGCGACCUUCAGCCAGCCACCAGGCCUCUCUGGGUUCCGGUUUUCUGGUCUAUAAAAUGAGAGAGCUGGAGCGGGUGAGCCCUGAGCUCCACUUCACUCUGGAGAUAGCCCGUGCCCGCCUACAAUACGCAAGCUUUUCAUUUGACGUCAGGACCGCUAAGCUGUCUGUACAUGAGCGUUUUUCUUUAGUCUGUGUUUAUACCGUAAGGAUAAAUGGCAUAAAGGACAUCAAAGCCUUUCAGAAACUAUGGAAUAAUACAGGUGUCCUGGCCACUGCAUGUGGAGAUAAGGCUAUGACUGCAGGGCAAGUUUUGUUUUGUUUGCACCUUUGUUUCGUCCUGAUAAAUGCCUAAACUCAUUUCAUUUGGUUACGCAGUGCAGCUAAUGUUUGUGAUUAUCGAUUUGUUUUGGAAUAGAAGUCAUCUAGGCACUGACACACCGAGCUCUACUAUUUUGUGGAAAGGCUUCAGAUUUUAUCUCUGGCUGCUGUUCAUAUUAGCUAGUUUUGCCUCCUUUCAUACAACUAGGAAAUAGUGCCUUUCUUACCUGUUUUCUAAUAACUUAGUUCUUGGUCACUUUAGCUCAUGAAGGGACUCAGCUAGGGUAGAGGUAAUAGAAAUGUGCGACAUUAACCUUCUGCAGCAGA